CACUCAUUAGAGCAUGCAAAAGGUUUGAGGCUAGAGUAGGCUUAAUGCCUUAUGAAAAAUAAGCAUGGAGCUAUUUCAACUAGGGUAAGCAGUGUAUUUAUGCCUCUAUGACCUGCCUCUGCUGUCAUUACAAAUCUAUUAUCAUCAUGUGCGCUCAUAAACAUAUUAAUUUAUAAACAUUGUUACUGCACUUACACAACAAUGUUACACAUAGUGUACCUUACAAACAAACACUAAUCAACUAGUUGACCAAUAGAAAUGCUGUCUUUUAUUAACAGCAAUUACAGUCAAACGGCAAUUAAAUGCAAGGACUCAAAUAUAAUACUCAUUCCAUAGUGCAAAUCAGUAAACACUGAAACACUAUCAACAAACAUUUCAGCAGUUUAUCUGCUAAGAUUUUCGUUACAUUAUCUUUUAUAUACUUGAUAACACACGUUUAUCUAUUAUUAUCAAAAAAAAGUUUAUAAUUCUGCACAUAAUUUGAAGCAGUGUCGGAUUACAUUUGAUUAUUAUUAUUAAAGAUGGGUAAACAACUGAAAUGGGGUAUAGCCGGUGUGGGUAUGAUCGCACAUGACUUCUUGACGGCGAUGGCUUCCCUGCCGGCGGAGCAGCACAAGGUCGUCGCCAUCGCUGGCAAAGACCUAGAUCGUGUUCACAGAUUAGCCACGCUCCACAACGUAAGCACAGCGUACGAAGGCUAUGAUUCGAUCGCUCACGAUGCCAACGUAGACAUUGUUUUCGUCAGCGUACUUAAUUUACAGCAUUUCGAAAUAACUAAAUUAAUGUUAGAAAAUGGUAAACACGUGCUAUGUGAAAAGCCAAUGGGCAUGACGUACAAACAGACAAAAUCUCUGGUGGAUUUGGCUCGCGAAAAGAGACUCUUUCUGCUUGAGGGAAUGUGGUCGAGGUUCUUUCCCGCUUACGACGCCUUAGACAAGCAUAUAGCGAGUGGUGGGCUUGGCGACAUUUAUCAAAUAAACAUACAAUUCGGGGUGGAAAUAAACGACAUAGAGAGGAACUUAAUGAAAGAUUUGGGCGGCGGCGCAGUACUAGACUUAGGCAUUUACAUGUUGCAACUCCUCCAAUUUGUAUACAAGGAGGCGCCGACUGACAUCAUGUGCACGGGGCACUUGAGCAAGACGGGCGUGGACGAGUCGGUGUCGUGUGCGCUGAAGUAUAAAGACGGCAGGACGGCCACCAUCGCUGCACACACGCGAGCUACUAUGCCUAAUAAGGCAGAAAUAACUGGGACCAAAGGCACAGUUUCGUUGGACUACUUUUGGUGUCCGACCGUGUUGCACAUAUCGGCCGCCAACAGCACGGAGUGGACGCUACCCAAGGGCAAAUAUAAGUUCCAUUUCCACAACAGCGCAGGCCUGAGCUAUGAGAUACAGGAGUGCUGGGACUGUAUUAAUCAGGGAUUAUUGGAAAGUCCGAAAAUGAGCUUAGACGAAAGCGUUCUCCUAUCGAAGCUCAGUGAUACCAUGAGAGCGCAACUAGAUGUACUCGAUAAUGUACUUUAACCACCGGAUAUACAGUUCAAAGUUUAAUAAGCCAGUAUAGUAUUAGCCUAGGUUAAGUAGAUACAAAUUACAAUACACGAACAAAAUGUCGGCAUAAUAUUUUUGGAUCCAACAAUAUUUUUUCCGUACAAAACCUAUAGUAUUUACCUCAACCAACUGUGAUGAAAGUAUGUUGUGACACGUAUUGUAAAUUAUUAUAAGUACAUUUUAAAAAUAUAUACGCUAAUUUAUUGUACCCAC
Molecule: messenger RNA, 1763 nt
Organism: Maniola jurtina (meadow brown)
Lineage: Eukaryota; Metazoa; Arthropoda; Insecta; Lepidoptera; Nymphalidae
Product: trans-1,2-dihydrobenzene-1,2-diol dehydrogenase-like
Exons: 6
Coding region: 522-1523 (333 amino acids)
Molecular function (GO): nucleotide binding
Source: RefSeq, a predicted model, not a curated record